Messenger RNA from Seriola aureovittata, 1395 nucleotides. RefSeq lists its product as uncharacterized. The record is from RefSeq and is a predicted model, not a curated record. NCBI's taxonomy places the organism in Eukaryota, Metazoa, Chordata, Actinopteri, Carangiformes, Carangidae. The coding region runs from base 4 to 1074 and encodes 356 amino acids. The transcript is spliced from 4 exons.
UGUAUGUUGCAGGGGUUCAAGAUGAUUUCUACAUUAUGGCUGGGGGGGGCUCUCUGCUGUCUGACGUUGCUCCCAGGGCUUCUGGAGGCCAAAUCAUUACUGACUGCCAUCAAGCAGGAAGAAAUGGUUCCUCUCAGUCAUUUUAAUAUUGACUCAGAGAAAGCAAAUGACUUCCUGACUCACUCCAGACCAAAGCGUAACGCAGACUCUCGAUGGUACAGAGGAAACCCAGACUUCCAGUCUUAUUACAGAUACUACAGCAGCAUCGGACACACUGAGGGGCUCUAUGAGAUCGACAAGCUGCGGAUGCUCUACCAGCAGAUGAGGUACCUGGAGCACACCUACGGCCCAAACGCCUCCUAUUUCCAGAACAAACUGGGGGUGCCGAUGAUCAUGUGCGACCCAGCUACAGACAAGAAGUGCAAAGUUAUUCCUCCUCCACCCCCGAUGAAAGGGGUCCCAAAGCCCACAGAGCCCCCAGUGACCCCUCCUCCUCUUCUUCCUCUUGCUCCAUCCAUUUCCCAGGCUGAUGUGCUGUACCUGUGCAACAAAAAGGACCCCCUCUGCAAGCCCCACAUUGUCUACAUGCCCACCGGCGCCGUGCCCGUGCUCUGCGACCCCCGCUACCACCCCCACUGUUCCCCCCAGAAGGCUCCACCGGCCCCUGUGGCAGUGCCUCAAUUUCCUCCACCUCCACCAAUGAAGUCCGCCCCACCUCCGCCUCCGCCAGUCCUCGUCAAGAAGUCUCCCCCUGCCCCCAUCCGCACCUUCAAGGGCAUGGAGUACGACUGUGAUCCCUACUGGGACCCCGACUGCCUGAUUGACCACCCACCCAGGCCUAUCAAAGGGAAGAUUAUGGUUCCGCCACCACCACCCCCUGCUGUGGAAGAGAAGGAGGAGCCCGUGGAGGAGCCACCCCCUCCUGCACCCAUCGAGAAGAAAUUAACCGUUUACCCUUACCCUUACUACUACCCUAUGCCCUACGACCCCAGGGAUGAGCUGUACGACCCAGCCCGCUUCAAGUACCCAGAGCCUGCUGCUGCUGCUGAUGAGCCUGCAGAGGACAGUCAGUAAAAAGUCCAGGAUGUUUCGGAGGAAAGGUGUUUCUCUUUAAACACACAAGACUUUGAUAGAAAACAUCUAAGUUGCACAAUUUCCAUAUUUUGUGGUGGUUUUUUUUUUUUUAGCUUGUAGUUUCCCUGCAAGUGUACGGUCACAGAAAACAUCAUGUGCCAAAGCAUUGAAAAGUUGCAGCGUUUGUUUAAACCUUAUUCUUAAAUUGACAACUUUGUGUAUUUACCAUCACUGUCAGCAUGUAAAAAAGCAGUCAAUACAAGUAUGUAAUGCAGAUGGUCUUUGAGACUUAAUAAAAUGUGAAAAAACUGUUUUUCCUCA